Molecule: messenger RNA, 849 nt
Organism: Olea europaea var. sylvestris
Lineage: Eukaryota; Viridiplantae; Streptophyta; Magnoliopsida; Lamiales; Oleaceae
Exons: 7
Coding region: 1-771 (256 amino acids)
Source: RefSeq, a predicted model, not a curated record
AUGAGAGAAGCGGAAAGAAAACCAGAAGACAAAAGGUCUAAGCAAAGUCCUCAAUGGCUAGAGUCAAGAAUUCAUAACCUGAUGAUCUCGGUGAAGAAAACUAUGAGAGACCAAAAUGAAACAUUGAAACUUGUACUGGAUGAAGAGUAUCAAAAGCUUGCUCAUACUAAUGGCUGCUAUCUCUUUUGUUCAAAUUUUCAAAUUGUUAAAUUGCUGUCAUUAACUUUGGGUUCUACUUUGUCUUAUGCUCUUAUUCAUGAAGUCAAUGUAACAUUUUGUUCAUUAUCUUUCUUGCUUUUCUCUCUGUCGUCCAGUCCAAAUGAUGGAUCUUUUGUUUUAAUUCUAAUCACAGAAAGGGUCAUUUCGCAAAGUUUUUUCUUAAGUGGAGCAUCCGUUUUUCCGAAGGAAACAUCUUGUGGAUUAAUAAUUAAGAAAGUACGUUCUUCAAUUCCCAGAUGCAGUGAUGCCUCUAACUCGAGUGGUGGUAAAGAUGAAUCCUCAAACCAGCAGAAGACACCUUUCGGAUACACAAGAAAGGAUGUUUUACUGAUCGGACUUGGAGUUACUCGUGCUGGCAUUGGCCUGGAAAGAGGAUUGGAGUUCAUUGGAGUUGAUCCGUUACAAGCUGGGAAUGUUGUUCAGUUAGUCCUAGUGUUGGGGCUUACAGUUGGAUGGAUUUAUACUUAUAUAUUCAGAGUUUCAAACAAGGAAAUGACAUAUGCUCAACAGUUGCGCGAUUAUGAGGACAAAGUCAUGCAGGUUAUACUGUAGCCUAAAACUGUAAAAACUCAAGAAUAUUUUUUCUCAUUUACUCGUGGUAUAUUUUGCUUUCUAUAUUCUAAAAAGUUC